This is a messenger RNA of Lates calcarifer (barramundi perch), 1129 nucleotides long. Its product is annotated as odorant receptor 131-2-like. Gene Ontology annotation, cellular component: membrane. Lineage: Eukaryota; Metazoa; Chordata; Actinopteri; Centropomidae. Gene Ontology annotation, biological process: G protein-coupled receptor signaling pathway. Gene Ontology annotation, molecular function: G protein-coupled receptor activity. The record is from RefSeq and is a predicted model, not a curated record. The coding region runs from base 29 to 1129 and encodes 366 amino acids. The transcript has 4 exons.
AGACAGGAAGGAUUCUGCCAUUUCAGACAUGAAUGUAUCAUCUGUCAAUGGAACUUUCACUGUAGCUGGGACACAGCGAGACACUUUCACCACAGCUGUGACCAAGAAUCUGAUUGUCACAGCCCUCUGCAUCUCCAUCAACUACAUCAAUGGUACUCUGAUCCACACCUUCAGAAAGCACCAGAUCUUCUAUUCGAGCCCUCGUUACAUUCUGUUCAUCCACCUGGUGAUAAACGACAUGAUGCAGCUGGCCCUGUCCACUCUUCUCCACAUCAUCAGCUACGCCCUGUAUAAAAUCAGUGUACCCUUCUGCCUCAUCCUGCUGAUCAUCACCAUCCUCACCACCCUCAACACGCCACUAAACCUGGCUGGAAUGGCGGUCGAGUGCUACAUCGCCAUCUGCGUCCCCCUCCGUCACGGCCAGAUCUGCACCAUCAUGAAAACCUACAUCCUGAUUGGUUUGAUCUGGGCUGCGAGUGCAUGUUCCAUCCUACCAGACCUCUUCAUCCUCCUGGCCACAGAGCCUCUGCAGUUCUUUCACUCUAAGGUGCUCUGUGCCAGAGAUUUCGUGUUCAGAAGCAACUACAGCCAGAAGAAGAGGGAGGUGUCGCACAUCGUUUGUCUCGCCUUGGUCUGGCUCACACUCUUUUACACUUAUUUCAGGAUUCUGUUUGCUGCCAAGGAAGCAACUGCAGACUUUAAAAAAGCCAGAAACACUAUUCUCCUCCAUGGUUUCCAGCUGCUGCUAUGCAUGCUUAUAUAUGUGCGACCCAUGUUUGAGCAGGGUUUGCUCUACUUACUGCCCAAACAGCACUCGACCAUACGCUUCACCGCCUACGUCAUUGUCCAGAUCAUGCCACGGUUUGUUAGUCCCAUUGUCUACGGACUGCGAGACCAGACCUUCAGGAGACAUGUGACAAGGUACCUGCUUUGUAAAGUGAGCACAAGCAACCACCCAGAAAAUGUCACCAGUACCAAACAUGAUGCCCACUAUGAAACUGCACUCACAUUCAUCAGAGACACCUUCACCACAGCAUUUGUGAAGAACCUGAUCGUGGUUCUGGUCUGGCUCAUCCUCAGUUACAUCAACGGCACACUGGUGGCCACUUUUUUCAGACACCAGACGUAA